This is a messenger RNA of Batrachochytrium dendrobatidis JAM81, 840 nucleotides long. RefSeq lists its product as uncharacterized. Gene Ontology annotation, cellular component: cytosolic large ribosomal subunit. Gene Ontology annotation, molecular function: structural constituent of ribosome; RNA binding. The transcript has 3 exons. Lineage: Eukaryota; Fungi; Chytridiomycota; Chytridiomycetes; Rhizophydiales. Gene Ontology annotation, biological process: maturation of LSU-rRNA from tricistronic rRNA transcript (SSU-rRNA, 5.8S rRNA, LSU-rRNA). The record is from RefSeq and is a predicted model, not a curated record. The coding region runs from base 39 to 785 and encodes 248 amino acids.
CAGGCACUUGCCCCAUUUUUUACUUCACAGAUUACUAAAUGGCUCCUGCUACCAAAAACGCUGUCAAGCAAGUGACCCCCGAGUCUGUUCUCAAAAAGAGAAAGACUUUUGAGAAGCUUGUUGCCGAACGUGCUACAAAGGCUAUUGAGGCCAAGAAGCUCAACAAGACCAAGCGCUCCAUCAUCUUCAAGCGUGCCGAGACCUAUAUCAAGGAAUACCGCUCAAAGGAGCGUGACGAGAUUUUCCUUCACCGUCAGGCCAAGGCCAACAACAGUUUCUAUGUUCCUGCCGAGGCCAAACUUGCUUUUGUUAUCCGUAUCAAGGGUAUCAACAAGAUUGCUCCCAAGCCCCGCAAGAUUCUCCAACUGUUGCGUCUUACCCGUAUCAAUUCUGGUACCUUUGUUCGUCUUACCAAGGCCACUCUCCAGAUGCUUCAGUGGGUUGGUCCCUAUAUUGCCUGGGGAUAUCCUAACCUCAAAUCUGUGCGUGAGCUGAUCUACAAGCGUGGAUUCGCCAAGAUUGACAAACAGCGCAUUCCUAUCACCGACAAUCAAGUGAUUGAGAAGGCUCUUGAAAAGUACGGCAUAAUUUGCGUUGAAGAUCUUAUUCACGAGAUCUUUACUGUUGGACCCAACUUUAAGCAGGCCAAUGCCUUCCUGUGGGCCUUUAAGCUUUCUAACCCCACUGGUGGAUUCACUGGAAAGAAGGUUCCUCACUUUAUGGAAGGUGGUGAAUCUGGCAACCGUGAAGACAGAAUCAAUGCUCUUAUCCAGAGGAUGAAUUAAGCAAGUUUUGCUUGUGCAUUUUGCAUGACUGAAUAUAUUUUUAUUUGGCAAUGUG